Humulus lupulus (European hop) is the source of this 1305-nucleotide messenger RNA. RefSeq lists its product as uncharacterized. The transcript is spliced from 3 exons. NCBI's taxonomy places the organism in Eukaryota, Viridiplantae, Streptophyta, Magnoliopsida, Rosales, Cannabaceae. The record is from RefSeq and is a predicted model, not a curated record. The coding region runs from base 1 to 1305 and encodes 434 amino acids.
AUGAAGGCUUAUACUUUAUUAGAUACUGAAAGCAAUCAUAUUUUUCAUUCUAGAGAUGUUGUCGUUUAUGAAAAUGUUUUUCCUCUAAUGAAUACUUGCUCUACUGAUUCUUUUGAUAAAAAAAUUUCCUAUGACACACUACCUUCAUUUAUGCCUCCUAAUACUUCUACAGCAGGUCCAUCACAAUAUCAAGAGCUCUGGGAUGAUCAUGCUUCUUCCCCUAUCCAAAUAGCCACCCACAACACUAAAAAACAGACAUGGGAAUUGCAACCAUCAACAGUUGAUACAAAUAAUAACACAAGGUCUGAUCGGCCUAUUACUCGACCAAGUUAUCGAAAAGACUACAUUUGUGAGUCUUCUACUCCUCAUCCCUUAUCAAAAUUUCUGUCAUAUGAUAAAUUACAUACACAUUUUCGCAAUGCUAUUCUUGUUGCAUAUUCUAUUACUAAGCCGAGUACUUUUACUCAUUCUUCAAAAAUUCCUCAAUGGAAAUCAGCCAUGACAAAUGAGAUAAAUGCUCUCAUUGCUAACAAUACAUGGACUAUAGUCCCUCUUUCCCAAGGCCAACAUUCCAUUGUUGGUCUAAUAUAUGUUGAUAAUAUUGUCAUUGCUAGUAACAAUGACGUAGAUGCGGCUGCCUUCAAUAAACACAUGAACUCAAAAUUUCAACUCAAAGAUCAUGGUCCAUUAAGAUUUUUUCUAUGUCUUGAAAUUGGUAGAUCUAAGAAUGGUAUUUUUGUUUUACAACGUCCUUUUACUCUUCAAAUUUUGAGUGAUAUUGGAUAUUUAGGUGCUAAAGCUUGUUCAACACCAAUGGAACCUAAUAUCAAGCUUAGCAAAGAUCAAGGGGAGAUAUUUUCUUAUCUGACUUCCUAUAGAAGCCUCAUUGAUGUUGAUUGGGGUACAUGUCCGGACACAAGAAGAUCUAUUACAGGUUUCUGCAUUUUUGCGGGGCAAUCAUUAGUCUCCUGGAAGUCCAAGAAACAGCAUACAAUCUCUCAGUCUUUUACAGAAUCUGAAUAUAGAGCGAUGGCAAACACUACUUGUGAAAUAUUAUGGCUUCUCGCACUUCUUCGCGACUUUGGUAUCUCCCAUCAGCAACUAGCAUUGUUAUAUCGUGAUAAUAAUGCUACCAAUUAUAUCUCAGAGAUCCCGGUUUUCCAUGAGCGAACCAAACAUGUCGACAUUGAUUGUCACAUAGUUAGAGAACGAGUUCAAAGUGGUCAGCUCAAGCUACUCCAUGUUUCUUCUAACAACAAUGUGGCUGGUAUAUUCACCAAGCCUUUGUUUCCUUCCCAAUUCUAA